Molecule: messenger RNA, 873 nt
Organism: Adineta steineri
Lineage: Eukaryota; Metazoa; Rotifera; Eurotatoria; Adinetida; Adinetidae
Source: the annotation of a GenBank genome assembly
AUGUUUACAAGAGAUCUUACUCGAAUAUCUCGUGUAAUGAGUUAUAAUAUCCGAAUGGAUACACCUGCAGAUGGUGAGAAUCAAUGGGUUCGUCGUCGAGAUCGUGUAUUUCGUCUUAUACAAUAUUAUCAACCAGAUCUAAUUGGUAUUCAAGAAGCAUUACCUCAUCAAAUUGGUGAUUUAGUUUCUGCAUUUCCUAUUUAUGGUUGGUAUGGUGUUGGUCGUGAUGAUGGUAAACGGCAAGGAGAAUUUUCAGCUAUAUUAUAUCGUCUAGAUAUUUUUGAACGACAAAAUCAGGGUACAUUCUGGUUAUCGAAAACACCAGAUGUACCUGGUAGUAAAGGUUGGGAUGCAGCUUUACCACGAAUAUGUAGUUGGGUACUACUUCAUGAUCGACGAACAAAUCAAAAAGUAUGUCAUUUUAAUACACAUUUAGAUCAUGUAGGUAAGACUGCUCGUCGAGAAGGUGCACGUCUUAUUGCAUCUCGUAUACAUCAAAUAGCUGGAUCAAAAAUACCUACCGUAUUAACAGGUGAUUUUAAUGCAGGUCCUGAAUCGGAUGCAUAUCGAACUAUUGUAACACAUAGUCCUUUACGUGAUGCUAAACUUAUAACUAAAGCACCUCAUGAUGGUCCACAAGGUACUUGGUCAACUUUUAAUGCGCGUAAUACAAUAGGUGGACGAUUAGAUUAUAUUUUUGUUUCUCCACAACAUUUUCAAGUAUUACAUCAUUCACAUUCAACUUAUACCGAAAAUCAAAAAUAUCCAUCUGAUCAUUUACCAGUAUUAGCAAAUAUAAUGCUUCAACCUCCAAAACAUCAUUUGGCUAUAAAACAUAAACCACAUCCAAAACAUAAACAUAUGGCACCAUAA